AUGGCAGAAUCUAACAAAUCGCGUAUACAUCAACUGUUACAAGAUGGUAUUAAGUCAACUAAAAGCUAUAUUUCUGAACAUGUUGAUGCACGUUCAAUCGUUGAACAAGCACAACGAAAUGUACGAGUAAUAGCUCGUAAAGCUGAACAACGAUUACAAGAAGCGACCAGUCGAAAAGAACAAAAUGAUAAAGCCAUGGGAAAUUUCAUUGACUUUGGUCGUCCAUCAUCAAGCAAAUUAGAGUUAGAUCAUGAUCCGGAUAUAAAUCAAAAUCGAAAUAGCUUUAGUUCACCACGCAUAAGUAGAUCAAAUCCAUCCGUUCUACUGCCGAUUUUUGUUCAACAAACGCUUCUUUUACCACCCGAUUCGCCAACAUCGACUAUAUUUGCAUCGAACGGUCCGACAUCGAAUGCAAAUAAUAUCCCAAUACGAACACCAUCAUCUUCCGGUGUUUCAAGUUCAUCAUCGACAACAACUUCUCCAAUAAUUUCCAAAUCAAUCAAUGAUAGAAAUUAUUUUCAAUACGUAGCUAUAUUUGAUUAUGAUGCACGAACAAAAGACGAUUUAACCAUAAGAAAAAGUGAUCUACUCGAUAUAACAACGAAGAAAAGUUCUGCUUGGUGGAAAGCAAGAAAUGAAAAUGGACAAGAAGGUUGGAUUCCAUCUAAUUAUGUUGCUAAACGAGAUAGUUUAGAAUCUGAAUCAUGGUAUUUUAAAUCUAUACGACGAAUUGACGCUGAAAAACAGCUCAUGUCGGAUACUAAUGAACAUGGAAGUUUUCUUAUUAGAGAUAGUGAAACAAGACGUACUGAUUUUUCUUUAUCAAUUCGAGAUAAUGAUUCGAUAAAACAUUAUCGCAUCAGACAAACGGAUGAUAAUCGAUGCUAUAUAGCACGUCGCAUAACAUUUCGUUCUCUACCAGAGCUUGUCUCUCAUUAUUCCAAGACGUCAGAUGGUCUAUGUGUAAAUCUAAGAAAGCCUUGUGUACAUAUUGUCAAACCUGAGCCUGAUGGUUUAUCACAUAACCUUGUUGAUAAAUGGGAAAUCGACCGUCGUGAUUUAAGAUUAAUUCGAAGUCUUGGCAGUGGGCAAUUUGGUGACGUCUGGGAAGGUUUAUGGAAUAGUCGUAUGCCUGUUGCAAUCAAAACACUUAAACCAGGUUCGAUGAAUCCAACAGAUUUCUUAGCUGAAGCUUCAAUAAUGAAAAAACUUAAACAUUCAAAUUUAAUUCAAUUAUAUGCUGUAUGUACUAUUGAAGAACCGAUUUAUAUUGUUACAGAAUUAAUGCAAAAUGGCAGUCUGCUUGAUUAUUUACAAAGCCCUCGAGGUCGACAAUUGAAAAUAUUAGUAUUGAUUUAUAUAGCGACACAAAUCGCACGUGGAAUGGCGUAUUUAGAACAACAGAAUUAUAUUCAUCGAGACCUUGCUGCUCGAAAUGUUCUGGUGGGCGAAAAUAAUACGGUUAAAAUAGCUGAUUUUGGCCUAGCAAGAAUUAUCAAGGAAUAUGCUGGUGGUAUGUACGAAGCAAAAGAAGGCACGAAAUUCCCCAUCAAAUGGACUGCACCUGAAGCUGCACUUUACAAUCGUUUUACUAUUAAAAGCGAUGUUUGGUCCUAUGGUAUAUUAUUAACAGAAUUAGUUACAUAUGGUCGUACACCCUAUCCUGGCAUGACCAAUGCGGAAGUAUUACGAAAAGUCGAUCAAGGUUAUCGUUUACCUCAACCGCCGAAUAGUCCAUCCUCACUCUAUACAAUAAUGCGUGAAUGUUGGGAACCACAACCUGACGAUCGUCCAUCAUUUAGUACAUUACAAUAUCGUCUCGAAAAUGAAUAUACAGGCGAAAAUCCUGAAUUCAGCAAUUAG
Molecule: messenger RNA, 1863 nt
Organism: Rotaria socialis
Lineage: Eukaryota; Metazoa; Rotifera; Eurotatoria; Philodinida; Philodinidae
Source: the annotation of a GenBank genome assembly